AUUCUCCGCCGUCCGCAGAGUCUCUGGACGGUUAUAUAACUGUCAACAGUCCCCUCCGAGGAUUCCGCUCUACUCCAGGCUUCAGGGUUGCCACAAAAUCCACAGACCAUUCCCUCGCCGAUCCUCCUCCGCCGCACCAAGCGAGUAGGGUCGGACCGCCGCCAUGGAUGGAGGCGGCAAUGCCCAUCCCAAAGCCCCUGGUGGCGGCGGCGGCCCAGUCGGCGUCCAGAUUCACCAUUCCCGGCGACUCCCUGAUUUCCUCCAGAGCGUCAAUCUCAAGUACGUGAAGCUAGGUUACCACUACCUUAUCUCCAAUUUGCUCACCCUCUGCCUCGUCCCUCUCAUGGUCGUGAUCCUGGUCCAAGCCUCCCAAAUGAAUCCCCACGAUCUCCGCCAGCUAUGGCUUCACCUCCAGUACAAUCUGGUCAGCGUCAUCACCUGCUCCACCGUCCUGGUCUUCGGAUCGACGGUGUACAUUGUUACGCGUCCUCGCCCUGUCUAUCUCGUCGACUACGCGUGUUAUCGCGCUCCCGACCACCUCAAAGUCCGGUUUCAGCAGUUCAUGGAUCAUUCGAAGCUCACCGGCGACUUCGAGGAGUCGUCGCUGGAAUUCCAGCGAAAGAUCUUGGAGCGGUCGGGGCUGGGCGAGGAGACUUACGUCCCUGAAGCGAUGCACUCCAUUCCGCCGCAGCCGUCGAUGGCCGCCGCUAGAGCUGAAGCUGAGCAGGUCAUGUUUGGUGCCCUAGAUAAUUUAUUCUCGAGUACUUCUAUUAAACCGAAGGACAUUGGAAUUCUUGUUGUGAAUUGUAGUUUGUUUAAUCCGACGCCUUCGCUUUCUGCUAUGAUUGUUAAUAAGUACAAACUGAGAGGCAAUAUCAAGAGCUUCAAUUUGGGGGGAAUGGGUUGUAGUGCUGGGGUUAUUGCCAUUGAUCUUGCUAAGGACUUGUUACAAGUUCAUAGGAAGACCUAUGCUGUUGUUGUGAGUACUGAAAACAUUACACAGAACUGGUAUUUUGGCAACAAGAAGUCUAUGUUGAUACCCAAUUGCUUGUUUAGAGUUGGGGGUGCUGCAAUUUUGCUUUCCAAUAAGUCUGUGGAUAGGAGGCGGGCCAAGUAUAAGCUUGUUCAUGCUGUAAGGACAAAUCGUGGGGCAGAUGAUAAGGCAUUUCGCUGCGUUUUCCAGGAGGAGGACGAUAAGGGGAAGACAGGUGUUUCACUAUCGAAAGAUCUCAUGGCAAUUGCUGGAGGAGCUCUUAAAGUUAACAUCACUACAUUGGGCCCUCUUGUGCUCCCAAUUAGCGAGCAACUCCUCUUCUUUGCUACACUUAUUGUUAAGAAAUUGUUCAAAGCGAACAUCAAGCCUUACAUUCCAGAUUUCAAGCUGGCUUUUGAUCAUUUCUGCAUACACGCUGGCGGAAGGGCUGUGAUCGACGAGCUCGAGAAGAAUUUGCAGCUGCUUCCAAAACAUGUAGAGGCUUCUCGGAUGACUCUGCAUCGCUUUGGAAACACUUCCUCAAGCUCGAUUUGGUAUGAACUGGCCUAUACUGAAGCGAAAGGGAGAAUGCGAAGGGGCAAUCGUGUCUGGCAGAUUGCAUUUGGAAGUGGUUUCAAAUGUAACAGUGCGGUCUGGGAGGCUCUCAGGAAUGUGAAGCCAUCCUCUCAUGGUCCCUGGAGAGAUUGCAUAGAUAGAUAUCCUGUGAAAAUUCUCAGUUAGCUCAACAGCAUUUCAGUCGGGCUUUUAAUUAUGGGUGCUCGUCAUCAAUGUCCAGCUCUUAUGCUUUGUACUUUAUUGAAUCUUUCUCACUGACUGCAGAAAGUCAUCUCUCCCCAGUUCCAUGUCACCUUGCUUAACAGGAUUUUGGUCAGACACUCAGAUCCCAUUCACUUAGGUUUUCGGUUACCUAGGCAUUCUGUUUUAUCUUCUCCACUUAUUGCUUUUGUACUUGAUUGGUUGUCGUCAUUGAAGUCAAAAUAUGUUUUCUUUUUCUUUUUAAUUAUGUGCUAUUAAAUUACAUGAUAAUGAAUUGCUAACUGCUGCUGCUUUUCUCUGAA
Malania oleifera is the source of this 2052-nucleotide messenger RNA. Its product is annotated as 3-ketoacyl-CoA synthase 4. Gene Ontology annotation, biological process: fatty acid biosynthetic process. NCBI's taxonomy places the organism in Eukaryota, Viridiplantae, Streptophyta, Magnoliopsida, Santalales, Ximeniaceae. The record is from RefSeq and is a predicted model, not a curated record. Bases 164 to 1714 code for a protein of 516 amino acids. Gene Ontology annotation, molecular function: acyltransferase activity, transferring groups other than amino-acyl groups. Gene Ontology annotation, cellular component: membrane. The transcript has a single exon.